Molecule: messenger RNA, 1971 nt
Organism: Coturnix japonica (Japanese quail)
Lineage: Eukaryota; Metazoa; Chordata; Aves; Galliformes; Phasianidae
Gene: UCKL1
Product: uridine-cytidine kinase 1 like 1
Molecular function (GO): kinase activity; ATP binding
Source: RefSeq, a predicted model, not a curated record
GUUGCUCCCCGCGGCAGCUCCGCCUCUCCCGGCCCGGUUCCGCACCUCCCUCCCUCCCGGCAGCGCUAUGGCCGCGGCCCCGGCGGCCGAAGGGGCCCCGGCGGCGGCGGACGCGAGCAAUAGCAGCGCUGAGUCGCUGGACCGGCUGUACCCAGCAGUGGGUUCCUCCAAGCCGCCCCGAAAGCGGACCACCAGCCAAUGCAAGUCAGAGCCCCCCCUGCUGCGCACCAGCAAAAGGACCAUCUACACUGCAGGGCGACCACCGUGGUACAAUGAGCACGGGACACAGUCCAAGGAGGCCUUUGUCAUAGGUCUGGGAGGGGGCAGCGCCUCUGGGAAGACCACGGUGGCCACCAUGAUCAUCGAGGCUCUGGAUGUCCCUUGGGUUGUUCUGCUCUCCAUGGACUCCUUCUACAAGGUGCUGACCAAGCAGCAGCAGGAGCAGGCAGCCAGCAAUGACUUCAACUUUGACCACCCCGAUGCCUUUGACUUUGACCUUAUCAUCGCCACCCUGAAGAAGCUGAAGCAAGGCAAGAGUGUGAAGAUCCCCAUCUACGACUUCACCACCCACAGCCGGAAGAAGGAAUGGAAAACCCUCUAUGGUGCCAACGUGAUUAUUUUUGAAGGCAUCAUGGCAUUUGCAGACAAGGAGCUGCUGAAGCUCCUGGACCUGAAGAUCUUUGUGGACACGGACUCUGAUAUCCGCCUGGUGCGCCGCCUGCGCAGGGACAUCAGCGAGCGCGGCCGCGACAUCGAGGGAGUCAUCAAACAGUACAACAAGUUUGUGAAGCCGGCCUUCGAGCAGUACAUUGAGCCCACCAUGCGGCUGGCCGACAUCGUGGUGCCCCGAGGGAGUGGAAACACGGUGGCCAUUGAUCUGAUCGUCCAGCACGUGCACAGCCAGCUGGAGGAGAGGAAGCUGCGCUGGGAUAUGGCCGCCCUGGCCUCUGCCCAUCAGUACCACCCCCUUCCGCAGACGCUCAGCGUGUUGAAGAGCACCCCUCAGGUGCGGGGCAUGCACACCAUCAUCAGAAACAAGGAGACCAGCAGGGACGAGUUCAUCUUCUACUCCAAGAGGCUGAUGCGGUUGCUGAUUGAGCACGCGCUCUCAUUUCUCCCUUUCCAGAGUUGCACUGUUCAGACCCCCCAGGGACAGGACUACGAAGGGAGGACAUACAGUGGGAAGCAAAUCACUGGGGUGUCCAUCCUGCGGGCAGGCGAGACCAUGGAGCCAGCACUGCGAGCUGUCUGCAAGGACGUCCGCAUCGGGACCAUUCUCAUCCAGACCAACUGCAACACGGGCGAGCCGGAGCUCCACUACCUGCGGCUGCCAAAGGACAUCAGUGAGGACCACGUCAUCCUGAUGGACUGCACGGUCUCCACGGGAGCUGCAGCCAUGAUGGCCGUGCGGGUGCUGCUGGAUCACGAUGUCCCAGAAGACAAGAUCUUCCUCCUCUCCCUGCUGAUGGCAGAGAUGGGUGUCCACUCAGUUGCCUACGCUUUCCCCCGGGUGAAGAUCAUCACCACAGCUGUGGACAAGAAGGUGAACGACCUCUUCCGGAUCAUCCCUGGCAUUGGGAACUUCGGCGAUCGGUACUUUGGGACGGAUGCUCCUCCUGACUGGAGCGACGAUGAGGAUGCUCUCAGCACUUAGCUGGGUGGGAGAUGCCACCGACGCCAGGCAGCUUCAGCACCGCACCUUAAACCCCCCCCACCAUCCAUGGCAGAGAUUUCUCUUUCCUCCUCACCGAGCAUAUAUAUAUUUUUUUCAACUCUUUCAUCAGAGAUGUAGGGCAUAUUUUUUCAAACCCAAAUCCGAGCGUGACGUUGUGGACAGCCGCGUGUCCCAGCAUAGAGUGGAGUUAAUUUAUUUUAAUUUAACUAUUUGCCUAUAUAACUUAUUGGAGAUAUUUUAUAAAGAAAAAAAAAUAAUAAUAAUAAUAAUAAAUUUUUUUCUCUGGUUUUCUUGAA